CCCCGUGACAAUGGCUCCAGUGAGUGACCACUGGGAUGUUCGGUAUAAAAGGACCCCCAUGGCACAAGGGUAGUCAGUUCAGAACUACGCUUCAACAGCUACAUCCACUUUCCAACACCACAUCGGAAAGCAUCUGAACUCUUCAACAUGCAGUCUUUGGUGUAUCUGAUGCUCGUUGCCUUCAGCUCCUGCCAGGCGCACUACAGAGGUUCAUAUGACUCCCGAAACUUCAUCACCAGAGAAGAACCAACGCCUAAAGGUGUGCUGAUCGAAUGUCCGGUAUGCGACCAAACUGACCACUGGAUGGCCAGCACUGAAGAUUGUCCCAUCAAAAACGGCAGCAAGGCUUUCAAGAUCUGCAGGUUUGGAACAUACAUCAACGAAGUUUGCGGGAAGCGAGUCGACUGCUUCAGCGGCCCAGGUGAACAAUGCACUGAGAAGCGCGAGUUCGAUAUGUACGGCAAGAAGUGCGCCCCCGGCUAUUACUGCAACAAAAUGGAAGGCGUCUGCACUGGACUCGAGUUCCAGUUGGGCAACAACUGGCAAUGGAAGAUGUACCCCCUCCGCAGCGAACUCAGAAACCAACCUGAUGACUCCAAAUUCUCCUUCGAAGGAGUCCGCAACUAAGUCCUGAAUUCCAAGCCCAACAACCACGGGACCAGCCUAACUUGACCUCCCUGAUCUCAACCCUAGUCAAAGUUUUAAGUACACGCUUAUAAUUUGUAAUCAACAUUCCUAAUAGUGAUCUCAAUUUUAUUGUUCCUACAUUUUUAUACGAAAUAAUCUGAAUAUAAUUAAUAUGUAAAAGCAA
Messenger RNA from Spodoptera frugiperda (fall armyworm), 811 nucleotides. RefSeq lists its product as uncharacterized. The record is from RefSeq and is a predicted model, not a curated record. Bases 148 to 627 code for a protein of 159 amino acids. Lineage: Eukaryota; Metazoa; Arthropoda; Insecta; Lepidoptera; Noctuidae. The transcript is spliced from 4 exons.